AUGUUGCUCCUUAAACUCGCCACUUUUGUGCUGGGGGCCCUCGGUCAACAAUGCUUUGGAAGCAAAUUCGUCGUGUCUGAGCCCCUGCCCUCACUCUCUGGCCUCCCCGAUUAUCAGCGUCAGGCCGCUAUUGAAGCACAGCACCGGGCAGCACAGGGUGCUUGCAAGGCCGUUGGUCGCCUGGCUUUGCAGGCGGCUGCCGUCCAUGAGGACUGUCGUCAGACAGCGCAGGCCCUGCUCAAGCAGCUCGGGGAUCUGCAAAGGCAAAUUGGCGUGAUUGAACGACAGAAGGACGCCAUUGCUGCCAGUGAAACUGGCGGGCACCGUUUUGCUUAUGACGCUAGUCGCCUGCGCACCAUCCUACAAGUUUCAUCCCAGCACUGGUCCCAACUUGUUGCGUUCAACGACGAUACUGAGGGCGCCCGCGAAGCUGUUCGCACCAUCACCAGCGACCAACGGCCAGAAGUGUGUCUUGACGGACACCAAUACGAAGCGCCAUUAUCGCCCAAACUACGGGCCUACUGUCAAGCAGAUAUCAAUGCAGGACGGCUACGACCAUCCAAACCGGCCGGUGAGGAUCUCGAUUUGCAAGCCCUCUUACAUGGUCUAGCCACCAUCUUGGAGCGCCUGAGGCAGACCAGCCAGGAGCACCACGAUGGCGUAUUUCGACGACAGCUUGAAGCCUUGGCUCAAGCCAGCGAGCGGGUCGUGACGAACAACAAGGUCCAGGCCGCUGCGUUUCAAGAACUGCGAGAGCAACUGCAAAGCCGACUGGCUGAGCGGCGACACGAGCAUCAGCGCCUGGCCAGCAUGUUCACACCUGCCACGCCACGGGCCACCCAACAGUUUGCUGCAUUGCGCAAUCUGCGCUCCCAUGGUGGUCGGCGCCAUGUCUCCCAGGCCCAGCAGCUUGAUUCCUCGUUGCAUCAAGCACCUGCCGAGCGGAGUCUGGCCGAGACCAAGCUCAUGCAACCAACCGAACCUUCAUCCCCGCGCGCCUUCUUGUCGGCCAUGCAGCAGACAACACCACGUUCCCUACGCAACGAUCGCUCCUUACGAGUCCCGACACCUCGCUCCGUUCAAGACAUUCUUCAACAGGCCUUACACGAAGAGGACAGACCGGAACCCAUUACUAGGCCAGAGCCUGUGGCUCAGAGCCAGAAUAGACAACCAAAUGUCGCUCGUCAGAGUGCACCCGUGGACACAACCCCCUCUUCUUCUCCGCCCAUGCGGAAAAGCUCAAACCCCAGUCAGCCAGCACCAUCGCGCGUACCCAAGCCCAUCUUUGCCCGCGACCACACGGCCCAGAUUGAACAGGCACCAUCACCCGGAGUGGCUGCUCGAGCUUCGACGCGUGGUAACACAGCUCAGACUCCCGGCUUGUUGGCCGCACCGCAACCGCGCGCUGAUCCUCUCGAUGACCUCGCUUCUCGAGUUGCCCAGUUGAUGCAGGAUGGGGAUGACGAGUCGGGCGAGGGCGAACUGGGCAGUGUCGAUGGCUCCCCGCUUCCUAGUCCAGGGGCCAGUACCAGGUCUUUGGCUCAGCCUUUUGGCGUCAACGCUGGGCCAAGUUUUGGGUUGGAGGAUAUGGUAGAGCAGCUCAGCCCCAGCCAUGCCUUUCAAACGCGCCACCAGCUUCCGCGCACACCAACCGCACCCACGCCGCCGCUCUCUACUCCCGCCGAGCCUGCAGCGAGACCAACGGCGGUAGCUCGGCAGCCCAGUGCCCCACUUGAAACAGAGUCCGAUCUUGUUGAAGCAGCUUGGACCCCGAGCAAGCACGCCGUCGCUGCCCACCCUCGUGAUCCGGCGCGAGCGCGUUUGCCGACGUCAGCCAAGCGCAGCCAAGCGCGCCCUGGUGUGCGGCGGAUUGCAACGAGUUUGGACCGCUCAGCCCGCGAAGCAAAUGAUGGAACGGGUCGUUUUGUGGCAGUAACGCCUUCUGCACCCGAAGAAGAAAGCCGUGCUCGAGCGCUGACGCCAUCAGCGCCUGACGAGCAAAUAGGCACCGACGCCGUGGGUGACUGGCUCGAUCAGGAAGCUGACAGUUUGUACUCCGAUAUCUCCGUCACGUUGGAUACGGCGCCCGCUGCGGCUGGAGCAAGCGGAUUGGAUUACAUGCCUGGAACCGCAUCACCUGGUGUGGCUCGCGGCGCACCUGAUGUGGCUCGCGGCGCACCUUCGCCCUUGGAGCUGCCACUGGAUCUGAGCUUGGGACAUGAAUCACCGGUACACGAGGAUGAGUGGGCGUCGCCGGCGGGUUCCCUGGCAGCAUCACAACCGGAGCGACUCCUCCUUCCCUCUUCACCGCAGCGGGUAUUUUCAAAGGGCUACGCGCCGCCGUCGGGCGAGUCCCUCCCGACCUCACCGAUUCAGCGACGCACCUCAAGCACAGCCCCAUCGCCCACGUACCGCACGCAAGGCUUCAAGCCCUCCCAGAUCAAGCAACAAGCUGGCGCCAAGGCGCACGCUGGCAAGGACCACCACUCGGGUGUCUCCUCCGACUCAAAGAAGCACGGCAGUGGCGCUCACAACUGGGGCAGCGCCAGUGACGAUAUCAAGCAAGGCCUCGAGGAAUACCACAGCCCUGCGCCCGCCGCUGCCGCCCACUAA
Messenger RNA from Monosiga brevicollis MX1, 2613 nucleotides. RefSeq lists its product as uncharacterized. Gene Ontology annotation, molecular function: RNA binding. The coding region runs from base 1 to 2613 and encodes 870 amino acids. Lineage: Eukaryota; Choanoflagellata; Craspedida; Salpingoecidae. The record is from RefSeq and is a predicted model, not a curated record. Gene Ontology annotation, cellular component: nucleus; cytoplasm. The transcript is spliced from 10 exons.